Messenger RNA from Aspergillus nidulans FGSC A4, 1317 nucleotides. RefSeq lists its product as uncharacterized. The transcript is spliced from 3 exons. Bases 94 to 1176 code for a protein of 360 amino acids. The record is from RefSeq and is a predicted model, not a curated record. Lineage: Eukaryota; Fungi; Ascomycota; Eurotiomycetes; Eurotiales; Aspergillaceae.
CGAGAACGUAACUUGAUCCUCUAACAGAGGUACAAAUAGAGCGACUGGCCGAGCUAGUUACUGCACAUCAUACAUUCGUUUUCUUCUCUGAUCAUGAAGCUGUCAUCCCUUGAACUCUCCUUCCUCCUCACCAGCUCGGUCACUGCAGACUUCCUGACGGCAAGGUCUCUCAAUCACGACCGUAAUGUCGAGCUGGGCGAGCUCCAGGACGUCCAAGACUUCUAUGCAACCCUGGAGCAAUCCUCCUUCUGUAACACCCAGAACGGUUCGUUCGUCUGGGAGGACAUUACCGAGUUUGAGACCCUCGACGAUAUCGACAAUUCUGCGCUCGAGCUUGCGGGCCCGAACUUGGACCGUGGACACAGCCUUGUCUCCCGCGAGGACCAAUGCACCGAACUCACGGGUAUCACGAGAAUGAUCUGCGACAAUAUGCCUAGCCGCUGGACCUUCUGGGCCUUUGGCGGGCCCCUGAUCAUUUACUAUGCCCCAAGGUUAAUGACCAACUGGCUCAAUAAAAACACCUGGGCGGAGACUGACAGUGACGCUCUGCAAAAGGACAUCGCGGUCGCAAUCCAAGCAGGGAGGAACCUGCGCCGGGUCUGGAGAGAUGGCUCCUCGGGGGCCAACGGGCUGACCCCCCACGACGAGCUAAGACGGACACUGAACAUGAAAGCCCGCGAGGAUGCUGUCGACUACCACUUUUCCCUGCCGUACCUACUCGACAGGCAGGGCAGGCCUGAGGCCAAUAGUUGGAGCCUGUCGCGGCGAUCCGGCGACAGCGAGGGUGUCGAUCUGGCCAUGUUGUCUCACGACUACGUCUUCAGCGAGACCGACCAAGUCCUCUACUACAAAGGAACGAGGGGGACCUUUUCGUUCGGCGUCCCCGAGGGUAAAGACAAGAGCCCUUCUCGCAACAACACGCUCGAGCUUGAGGCACGCGCGCCGACACACGACUACACGAUCGUGAUGUCGGUCAUCAAGCGCAGCACUGCCAAUACCAUUGCCAAGCCCAGCUGCAUUGCGAAGCUGUUGAAGUUCCACAUUGACCGCAGCUCGGAGACGAACCGCUUUGCUUGCCGACCAAUUGAUAACAAAGGCAAGUGGCACGCAACAAUGCACCUGAUGAUCAACCGCGGGAAGCGAAACCGGGGCACUGCGCGCACCUGCUGCGACUAAGGGGCUGACUGCAAGUGAGAGGUGGCAUAGAUGGCCAUCGGGCUAGCAUAUAACCAACACUAUUAUUGCUGCUACUGCGGUAGCAGAGAGUGGCGCUGCAGAUAGAAGUAACCACUCCUUGAAAUUUAGAGUAGCGUUGAU